This is a messenger RNA of Cheilinus undulatus (humphead wrasse), 3841 nucleotides long. RefSeq names its product NACHT, LRR and PYD domains-containing protein 12-like. The coding region runs from base 148 to 3375 and encodes 1075 amino acids. Gene Ontology annotation, molecular function: protein binding. The record is from RefSeq and is a predicted model, not a curated record. NCBI's taxonomy places the organism in Eukaryota, Metazoa, Chordata, Actinopteri, Labriformes, Labridae. The transcript has 12 exons.
CACAGAUAAGCCGUGUGAUUUCCCAUAAAUGUAGGGGGAGGGAGGGGCAAAACAAACUGAGCAUGAGAGCAGGCAGAAAACUUUGGUUCAGACAUUUUUAGCGGACAGAGAAUAGAAGGAAUCCACCGACUGUGACUGGGACUGAACAUGAACAUGAGCUCAGAGGAAGAGGAGAAUGGGGCAGAGGCUAUGCCAGCAGAGCAGUCUGAAGAUUCUGCUGUUGACUUCAUGAACCAACCUGGAGCCUCAGACACAGAUGGGCAGAGAGCAACAUCUCCUGCACCCAGCUGUGUGUCCAUGAAGAGGGAUUGGUCCAGAGAGGAACCAAUAGCCUUUGGUAAUGGACCUAGACCCCCAGACACAAGCGGACAGAGACCAGGGUCUACGGUAGCCAGCUGUCUGUCUGUGAAGAGUGAUUCAUCCAGAAUACAACCUAUAGAUUUCAAAAGACUUGGACUCCAAGACACAACAGAGAGGAAGAGGAAUCAUCAUAUGGAGGAGCAGCCGUUCUGCUGUGCUGCAUGUCAGAACGUCCUGAAGGAUCCAGUCUCUACCAGCUGUGGACACUGGUUCUGCAGAGAGUGUAUCUCCUUAUACUGGGACCAGUCUGGUUCACCAGGAGACUCUUCCUGUCCCCAGUGUGGGAAAAGAUCCAGAAGAGGACACGAACUGGAGACAGCCGGUCAGACCAGCUCUGAGCAAAUGAGAGGUGGUCUUCAGGAGGUUUUGGAGGAACAUAAGAUCAGUCUGAGGAGGAGAUGUGAACGUGUGACUGAAGGAACUGAUGAAGCAGGAAGUAGAACUCUCCUCAACAGGAUCUACACUGAGCUCUACAUCACAGAGGGACAGAGUGAAGAGGUCAACAGCCAACAUGAGGUCAGACAGCUAGAGACAGCUUCCAAGAAGAUCAUCCAUGAAACACCAAUCCAGUACCAUGAGAUCUUUAAAGCGCUCCCUGACCAACACAAACCCAUCAGAGUGGUUCUGACCAACGGUGUGGCUGGUGUUGGGAAAACCUUCACGGUGCAGAAGUUCACUCUGGACUGGGCAGAGGGCUUGGAAAACCAGGACAUCAGUCUGCUGAUUCUGCUUUCAUUCAGAGAGCUGAACUUGAUCAGAGAUGAGCGCUACAGUCUUCUGGAGCUGCUCCGUGUUUUCCAUCCAACGUUCCAGAAGGUCAGAGCAGAGAUGCUGGCUGUCUGUAAACUUUUGUUCAUCUUUGACGGCCUGGAUGAAAGCAGACUGUGGUUGGAUUUCAGCAUCAGUGAGGCUGUGUCUGAUGUCACACAGAAGUCAUCAGUUAAUGUGCUGUUAAUAAACCUCAUCAAGGGGAAUCUGCUUCCCUCAGCUCUCAUCUGGAUAACUUCUCGACCUGCAGCAGCCAAUCAGAUCUCUCCUUCAUGUGUGGACAGGCUGGCAGAAGUCCGAGGCUUCACUGACCCCCAGAAGGAGGAGUACUUCAGGAGGAGGUGUGAUGAAGAUGUGUCCAGCAGAAUAAUCUCUCACAUCAAGACAUCCAGGAGCCUCCACAUCAUGUGUCUGAUCCCAGUCUUCUGCUGGAUCACUGCUACAGUUCUGGAGAACAUGAUGAGCACGGAGCAGAGAGGAGAGCUGCCCAAGACCCUGACAGACAUGUACUCACACUUCCUGUUGGUUCAGACCAAGAGGAAGAGGCAGAAGUAUGAUGGGGGACAUGAGAGCAGUCCACAGCAGCUGAUGGAGGCUGAGAGAGAAGUUCUUCUGAAGCUGGGGAGGCUGGCGUUUGAACAUCUGGAGAACGGAAACAUCAUGUUCUAUGAAGAAGACCUGGAGCGCUGUGGUCUGGGUGUCACAGAGGCCUCAGUGUUCUCAGGAGUUUGCACAGAGAUCUUCAAAAGAGAGAGUGUGAUCUUCCAGAAAACAGUUUACAGCUUUGUUCAUCUGAGUGUUCAGGAGUUUCUGGCUGCAGUCUACAUGCUCCACUGUUUCACCACCAGGAACACAGCAGUACUGGAGGAGUUUCUAGGAAAAAAACAAAAAAACUUAACGCUUGAUGUCUUCCUCAAUAAAGUAAUGAUGACAUCCUUAAAGAGUAAAAAUGGCCACCUGGACCUGUUUGUUCGUUUCCUUCAUGGACUGUGUCUGGAGUCAAACCAGAGACUCUUAGGAGGUCUGCGGGGUCAGAUAGACAACAGUCCAGAAAUGAUCCAAAGAAUCAUUGACAACCUGAAGAAGAUGAACAGGUUUGAUAUCUCUCCUGACAGAAGCAUCAACAUCUUCCACUGUCUGAUGGAGAUGAAUGAUCUCUCAGUACAUCAGGAGAUCCAAGACUUCUUGAAGUCAGAGAACAAGUCAAAGCAGAAACUCUCUGAGAUCCAGUGCUCUGCUGUGGCCUACAUGCUGCAGAUGUCAGAGGAGGUUCUGGAUGAGUUGGACCUGAAACUGUACAAUACAACACAUGAAGGACGACUGAGACUGAUUCCAGCUGUGAGGAACUGCAGGAAGGCUAAACUUUCUAACAGUGCUCUGUUGGAGGCUCACUGUGCUGUUGUGGCCUCAGCUCUGAAGACCAACCCCUCACAUCUCAGAGAGCUGGAGCUGCAGGACAUGACCCUGCAGGAUCCAGGAGUGGAGCUGCUUCAUGCUGGACUGGAGAGUCCAAACUGCAGACUGGAGGCUCUGAGAUUUAUCCGCUGCUAUUUGUCAGAGAGCAGCUGUUCUUCUCUGGCCUCAGCUCUGAAGUCCAACCCCUCCCAUCUGAGAGAGCUGGCUCUGGUUAACAGCAAACUGCAGGAUUCAGGAAUGGAGCUGCUGUGUGUCUUUCUGCAGAGUUCACACUGUAAACUUGAGUCUCUGAGACUGAAUUGCUGCAGGUUGACAGAGAACAGUUGUUCUUCUCUGGCCUCAUCUCUGACGUCCAUUGCCUCCCAUAUGAGAGAGCUAGACCUGAGUGACAACAAGCUUCAGGAUUCAGGAGUGGAGCUGCUGUGUGGGUUUCUGCAGAAUCAAAACUGCAGACUGGAGAUGCUCAGAUUGAGUCGCUGCAGUUUGUCGGAGGUCAGCUGUUCCUCUCUGGCCUCAGCUCUGAAGUCUAACCCCGCCCACCUGAGACACCUGGACCUGAGCUACAACAGUGACCUGAAGGAUUCAGGCAUCACGCUGCUGUGUGAAUUCCUGCGGAGUCCAGACUGCAGACUGGAGACACUGGGAUUGAGGUGGUGCAGUUUGUCAGGGAUGAGCUGUUCUUCUCUGGCCUCAGCUCUGAAGUCCAACCCUGGCCAUCUUAAAGAGCUGGAGCUGAGGGGAAAUGGGCUGAAGGAUUCAGGAGUGGAGCCACUGUGGGAGUUCUUGAAGAGUCCAAACUGGAGACUGGAGACUCUGAGUUGGCGUGAUUGAUAUCCAUCAGUGUGAGGGGUCAGAACGAUGAGCUGCUUCCUGCUGGUGUAGAGGAUGAAGCUCCACUGUCAGAAACUACAGCUGAGUCCAGAGUCGAGCCUGAGCGUUCCUCCUGACCUGACAGAGUAUCAGCGGAGUUAAUCGAAUGCUCGGCUCCCACUCCAUCCUUCUACACUCUGCAAGACCUACUCCACAAGGGAACUGGAUUUAUUUGGACUUUUUUUUUUAUUUUCUUUCAGUUUACUAAACCAAAACCACCCACCACUAAUUUAUAUUUAUGACUAUGAUACACUGAAGUGUUUAAAAAAAGCUUAAUACAUUCUGUCAUGGCUCCCUCUUGUUGAAAAAUGGAGGGUGAAAGGUCAUUUCAGCAUUAGAUUUCUAAUUUAUACUUAUACUUUCUUUUAUAACAGACAACAAAAGUUUUUAGUUCACACCUUUACAUGGUUGGAUGGAAUGCUUCCGU